UAAUUUUUGAAAAGGAUAUAAAAGGUUAUAAAAAAAUGAUAUAGAUAAGAUUCGUUAAGCUUUGUUUGGCAGUGUGAAGGGUGUUCUUUUUGUGAAUUGUUAAUGGCUUCUGAAACUCAAAGCAGUGAAAUGUUAACUAGGGAGCAGCUUUUUCAUCUUUUUGAGCGAUUCAGUGUUCUUACUUCACAACCUGAUGUGAAGAAAAGGAUUGUAGAUGCUGUUUUGGAUAAGCAGGAAGCUGUUGCUGUAACCACUGCAAUACAGGAAGAAAUUUUUCUGGAGAUGGGUGUUGACCCGGGAUUUGGUAUUUCAUGUCUGGGAAAAAUCAGUACUGUAUAUGAGAAUGACCAAGAUUUGGUGAUUCAAUUUUAUAAAUUUCUUGCCAAAGAAGAGAUGGCCUGCGAUGAAGCAGAACUUGGAGAAGAAGAAUUUGCAGAAAAAAUGCGCCAUCAACAAAACUUACAGGAACAUCAACUAGAGAUGCUGAAGCACAUGCGCAAGUUUAACUUGGAUGAUCAAUCUGCCAUCCUUGAGAAGUUGCACCAGCAGAUGGAAAAUGGGAAUUAUGAAAGUGAGACAUCCAUUUUGUCAGCUGAGGAGAUUGAAGAGAUAGUUCAAAGGAAGGUUACCCCUCUGUUUAGCCCAAGUUAGACCCAGAAUCUGCCCUUCGGUUAUAUCAUGUUAAGAGUUACCUUAUUCCAAGUGUAAUUAAGUAUCAUGUGUUACUUCACCUAUCAGCCAAAUGCAUAUUAUUCCACGAUGUGUUGUUGUAUUAUUACUUCACUUCAUUUAGACUUCUUACUUCUAGAAUCUGAGGAAGCAGAGUUUGUAGUAUGUGAUGCAUUUUGCAUUGGUUUAGCCCAAUUUAUGAUGAUACUAUGAGGUUGUUGCACUCAA
Molecule: messenger RNA, 897 nt
Organism: Medicago truncatula (barrel medic)
Lineage: Eukaryota; Viridiplantae; Streptophyta; Magnoliopsida; Fabales; Fabaceae
Exons: 7
Coding region: 103-651 (182 amino acids)
Source: RefSeq, a predicted model, not a curated record